Messenger RNA from Nerophis lumbriciformis (worm pipefish), 2398 nucleotides. RefSeq lists its product as uncharacterized. Lineage: Eukaryota; Metazoa; Chordata; Actinopteri; Syngnathiformes; Syngnathidae. Gene Ontology annotation, cellular component: nucleus. Gene Ontology annotation, biological process: embryo development; regulation of transcription by RNA polymerase II. The record is from RefSeq and is a predicted model, not a curated record. Gene Ontology annotation, molecular function: RNA polymerase II transcription regulatory region sequence-specific DNA binding; DNA-binding transcription factor activity, RNA polymerase II-specific.
GAUUGAAGACGUGAUAGAAGAUGGACGACUACUGCUAUGCUAAGAUGGCGACGUCCGCUAAAAGAGAAGAUGAAAGAGAAUCAGCGCCACCAACGGAGAACAAUCUGAAAAGCGAAGAUGAAGAUGUCCAGCAGCUGAUCGGUAAUCCAGAAGAAGUUUCCCCUCAGUUAGGGGGGAGCUCCACUUUGAAGCAGGAGACUCCACAACCACCCUGCAUUAAAAAGGAAGAGGAGGAACUCUGCAUCACUCAGGAGGGAGAGUGUCUUCUAGGACGAGAGGAAGCUGAUUACACCAAGUUUCCACUGAGUAUUCUCUCUGUGAAGACUGAAGAUGAUGAAGAGAAACCACAAGUAAACAACCUCUUAGCUCCACUAUCAGAUAGUGAGGCUGAAAACGAGGUUGAAGUAACUUUGAGCAGGGAUAAAGACUGUGAAGGUGAUAUGAGGACUCACACUGACAACAAACACUCUGAAUGCUCUACAAAGAAGAGAGGUAAAACAUGUUUGAGCUGCUCAGUUUGUGCUGAAAGUUUUACGAAAAAGAGCAGUUUGACUCGACACAUGAGAACACACACAGGUGAAAAACCAUUUAAUUGUUCAGUUUGUAGCAAAAGUUUUUCUGUUAAGUGCUAUUUGACUCAACACAUGAGAACACACACAGGUGAAAAACCAUUUAAUUGUUCAGUUUGUGACAAAAGUUUUUCUCGUAGUAGCCAUUUGACUCAACACAUGAGAACACACACAGGUGAAAAAACAUUUAGUUGUUCAGUUUGUGGUGUAAGCUUUUCUCGAAAUAGCCAUUUGACUCGACACAUGAGAACACACACAGGUGAAAAACCAUUUAAUUGUUCAGUUUGUGGCAAAAGCUUUUCUGCUAAGAAUAAUUUGACUCAACACAUGAGAACACACAUAGGUGAAAAAACAUUUAAUUGUUCAGUUUGUGGCAACAGUUUUUUUGGUAAGUGCAAUUUGACUAAACACAUGAGAACACACACAGGUGAAAAACCAUUUAGUUGUUCAGUUUGUGGCAAAAGCUUUUGUUAUAACAGCUCUUUGUGUGAACACAUGAGAACACACACAGGUAAAAAACCAUUUAGUUGUUCAGUGUGCUGUAGAAGGUUCCCACAUAAAGCAGACGCAGUAAAGCACACAAGAACACACAAGGGAAAAUAACCUAUUAGCUGUUUAGUUUGUGGUAUGUUGCUCAUUAGUUUGUGGUAUGUUGCUCAUAUGUGGCGACAUCCACCCUACCCAGGACCUCCUCACUGCUUCUUUCACAAAUAUCUGAGGUAUUCAUACAAACUUGGAUUAUUUGGAGCAUAAUCUUAUCAACUCAUGACCCCAUGUCUUCUCUGUAUCUGAAACCUUCCUGAACAGUAAGAUAGAUGAUGCUUCAAGUGCUUGGUUACUCCUUCUUCAGUCCAGGGACCUGGGGCCUCAUGUGUCAGGUUUGUACACGCUCAAAAACCUGCACUACACCCUUUUUCACUGCAAAGUUGACAUGUAUCAAAACUGGCGUUGGGAUGCUGGGUAACUGUUCGCAUAACAAACUGCCAACUUUUACUCCUCAGACUGAUGGAUGUGCAAAUCAGAGACAUAUGAACAAUUAACCCCCAACACCCACAACCCAACCCCCACCUCCCUCGACAUUCGGGCAUAACAGGUUCAAUCCGGCCCGUGAGAUGAGUUUGCGAAGUGUAAAAUCCGGCUGUAUUUUUAAUGAAAGAAACUGCUUUUCUAAUUGUGUCCACUGGAUGUCGCAAUAGCAAUUCUGUUGUGCAAGCAAAUAGUUUAUACCGGGGCGAGCAAGUAUACCAAGCAAGAGGUACACGGUAAAGCGGGGCUGUGACUCCUCCCCCUCCACCCAACAUAAAACAGGAGUAAAAUAAGCAAUCAGUAACCCCACUUAAAAUGCAGCAUGAGACACUGAUAUAGUUCUGUGGAAAUGAUUGUCUUCUGUGCAAAUGUAAAGAAAGUGAACAGUGUGUGAUUUACUGCAAUACUGUCAGUCUUUGAACUUUUUAUUUGUGCUUUGUUGAAAUUGUUCACACAUUGCACAGCUUUUAUUUUUCUAUCAAUACACAUUAUGUCUAGAAGACAGGAAGUAACUCAACACUCUUGAAUAGUUUCUACCUCAGUUUGUAUGGUUUGUUGAGUUAGCACAGGAUUAAUAUGUGGAAAUGACAAAUGAGGUAGUUGAUACAUAGAAUAGAUUUUAUUCAUGCUUUAUUUAGUUUUUUGUUCAAUCCUAGAUGGGUUGUGACUUAAAGUUUAAUAGAAACACUGAGAUUAAGUCUAUGUUAAUUUUGUUCCCCCCUCUAAAUGUUUAACUAACUGGAAAUGUUUUGUCAAGAGGAUUAUUUGUGAUAUGUACAUUUUCAGAAUGUGCUGGUUCUAUU